AUGAUGAGUGUUAGAGCAGCUGCUCAUUCAGAAGAAGUGAUUAUCACUCUCUCUUUUACUCUUUCCUCUCUCUAUUUUUUAACCUUCUCACUCUCUUUUUUAUUCUUUCCUCAAUAUUUUUCUCUCUCCUCCCUUUUACUCUUUCUCUCUUUUUCCCUUUCACUCUUUCCUCAAUAUUUUUCCCUUUCUCUUUCCCGAUAUUAUUUUCUCCUCCCUUUUCCUUUCGAUAUUAUUAUUCUCUCGUCCCUUUUACUCUUUCCUCGAUAUUCUUCUCUCUCCUCCCUUUUACUCUUUCCUCGAUAUUCUCUCCUCCCUUUUACUCUUUCGAUAUUCUUCUUUUCCCUUUCACUCUUUCCUCGAUAUUCUUCUCUCUCUCCCUUUAUUCUUCUCUCUUCCUUUUUCCUUCGAUAUUCUUCUCUCUCUCUUCCCUUUUACUCUUCCUCGAUAUUCUUCUCUCUUCCUUUUACUCUUUCCUCGAUAUUCUUCUCUCCUCCCUUUUACUCUUUCCUCGAUAUUCUUCUCUCCUCCCUUUUACUCUUUUUCCUCGAUAUUCUCUCUCUCUUUUCCUCCCGAUAUUCUUCUCUCUCCUCCCUUUUACUCUUUCUCGAUAUUCUUCUCCUCCUUUUUACUCUUUCCUCGAUAUUCUUCUCUCUCCCUUUUUUUAUUCUUUCUCCUCCCUUUACUCUUUCGAUAUUCUUCUCUCUCCUCCCUUUUACUCUUUCCUCGAUAUUCUUCUCUCUCGUCCCUUUCACUCUUUCCUCUAUAUUCUUCUCUCUCCUCCCUUUUACUCUUUCCUCGAUAUUCUUCUCUCUCCUCCCUUUUACUCUUUCCUCGAUAUUCUUCUCUCUCGUCCCUUUCACUCUUUCCUCGAUAUUCUUCUCUCUCGUCCCUUUCACUCUUUCCUCGAUAUUCUUCUCUCGUCCCUUUCCUCUUUCCUCGAUAUUCUUUCUUUCCCUUUCUCUAUUCUUCUCUCUCUUCCCUUUCUCUCUUUUUCCUCUUUCCAUUCUUUCUCUCGUCCCUUUCACUCUUUCCUCGAUAUUCUUCUCUCGUCCCUUUCACCUUUUUCUAUAUUCUUCUUUCCUCCUUUCAUUCUUCCUCGAUAUUCUCCUCCCUUUACUCUUUCCUCGAUAUUCUUCUCUCUCUCCCCUUUCCCUUUUCCUCUAUAUUUUCUCUCGAUCCCUAUUCUUCCUCUAUAUUCUUCUCUCUUCCCUUUCACUCUUUUCGAUAUUCUUCUCUUCCUCCCUUUUACUCUUUCCUCAUUCUUCUCUCUCCUCCCUUUCACUCUUUCCUCUAUAUUCUUCUCUCUCUUCCCUUUCACUCUUUCCUCGAUAUUCUUCUCUCUCGUCCCUUUUACCCCUUGCCCAAUAUUUCCCAUCUUUCCGCUUUUUCACUCUUUUCUCUCUUACUCCUUCAUUUUUCUUUCUCCUCUCUCGCUUUUUUACUCCAUACUCUAUAUUUGCCUGCCUUCUUUCUCUCUACUCCUUUCUUAAUAAUUUUCUCUCCCUUCUCUGCCUUUUACUCUUUCCUCAGUAUUUUUCCUCCUCUCUUUUACAACUUCCUUAUUUUUUUAUGCUUUCUCUCUUACUCUUUCAGCCCAUCCUUUUCCCCCUCGCGCCUGGUGUCCAGUCCUUUUCCCCCCUCACGCCUGGUGUCCAGUCCUUUUCCCCCUGGUGUCCAGUCCUUUUCCCCCGCCUGGUGUCCAGUCCCAGUCCUUUUCCUUCCCCCCCUCGCGCCUGGUGUCCAGUCCUUCCCCCCCCCUGGUGUCCAGCGCCUGGUGUCCAGUCCUUUUUCCCCCUCGCGCCUGGUGUCCAGUCCUUUCCCCCCCCCCUGGUGUCCAGUCCAGUCCUCACGCCCCCCCCCUCGCGCCUGGUGUCCAGUCCUUUUCUUUUUGCUUUUCUUCACUUCUUUCUGUAG
Molecule: messenger RNA, 1914 nt
Organism: Acanthosepion pharaonis
Lineage: Eukaryota; Metazoa; Mollusca; Cephalopoda; Sepiida; Sepiidae
Source: the annotation of a GenBank genome assembly